AUGGUGGAUAAGAUUCCAGAUUAUUUUGCGAAGUGUGAUUUUGGCAGUGAUUUGCCAGCAUCCUGUGAUUGGACCUCUGAGGGACCCAUCAGCGCUCAGAAGGCAACAGAUGAAACAUCUCUCCAUUCUGAGAGUCCAUCUGGUGUGUUUCGCCUUAAGAGUGGAUUUCUUGAGAUCUCAGAAGACUCCUGUCUGGAGUUCUGGUACCAUAAACUUAAGAAGAGUUCUGAACUCAAGGUUUUGCUAGAGGCUGAUUUUCUGCAAACAGUGAUUUGGACCUCAGAGACAUCUAGCACUGGAGACUGGAGACAAGUCUUCGUCCCUCUCACAAAGCAGUCUGACAAAGACAACAUCCAGGUUAUUUUUGAGCGACUGAAAGGUCUGCAAGAUGAUGAACAAACUGCCUUUGACAAAAUAGGAAUACGGAAGGGACAAUGUGGGCCACAAUGUCGGCGAGGAAGCACAUUUUGGACUGAUAAAAGCACUCGCUGCACUUGCACUGAUGAGCAACUCAUCUGUUCUCACGACCCUCGGUCCAAAGAUACUUUUGGCACCUGCCAUGUGGCCUCUGACCCACACUACACUACUUUUGAUGGGGUCAGCUUCCAAUUUAAGAGUCCUUGUACCUACGUCUUGUCAAAGGUCUGCGAUGACUCAGGGUUGCUUCCUGAGUUUGCAGUAGAGGUGCAAAAUGAGAAUAAAGGGGACUCGCACGUAUCCUCCAUUCAGCAGGUGAACAUCAAUGUACAUGGUCUGAGAGUGACCAUGGUGAGGAAAGAGAGGAGCAAAGUCAUGGUUAAUGGGAUUUGGAAGAAUCUCCCUCUACUCCUGCAAAAAAACAAAGUUACGGUUAAUGCCCAGGGAGAUGCUUUGGUCCUUCAGACAGACUUCAAACUGUCUGUCCUCUACUUGAGAUCCGGUGCCGUACAGGUGAUUGUCCCCAGCCAUUACUCAAACAGAAUCUGUGGCAUGUGUGGUAACUUUAACCACGAGACAGAAGACGACUUCAAGAUCCCAGACGGGUCACUGGUGCAGGACACACAUGUUUUAGGGCAGAGUGUGUGUGGGGAACCCACCCUGCUCAGGGUCUGUACAGAUGCAGAGGAACAGAAGUACGCCAGCGAGGUUUACUGCGGCAUUCUAACAUCCAGACAAGGGCUAUUCUCAACGUGCUCAUCUGUUCUGAAUGCAGACAGUUUCUUCCGAAGCUGUAUGUAUGAUAUGUGUACAACUCAUGGAGAUCCCACAGCCCUCUGCGAUGCCAUUGAGGCCUUCAGUGCCACCUGCGACAAAGUUGGGAUCUCUGUUCUGGCCUGGAGGAACACAACAUUCUGUCCUGUGGCGUGUGGCCCUCAAAGCCACUAUAAUACCUGUGCCAGCGGCUGCCCUAAGACCUGCUCCAGCCAGGAUGCUACAGGGUCUUGUGGGAUAUGUGAGGAGCGCUGCGAGUGUGACGAUGGCCUCAUGCUCAGCGGAGGAGCAUGUGUAUCAGCUGAUGACUGUGGAUGCUGGGCUAAUGGACAGCAUUAUUUGGUCAGAGAGACAUUUAUGGAGGGUGAAUGUGAGCAGCAGUGCCAGUGUUUGGGCAAUGGGAACAUUCAGUGUUCUCCUACGUCCUGCAAAACUGAUGAAGUAUGCAUGGUUAAAGACGGAGUCUUGGGUUGCUUUCCGUCCAGCCCGGUGACCUGCAGCGUCUACGGUGACCCUCAUUACAUCACUUUCGAUGGCAAAGCCUACUCCUUCUGGGGCACCUGCAACUACACCAUAGCAAAGACCUGCGGGGCUACUGACACCCUGUUCACAAUAACAGCACGAAAUGAGGGCCAGAACAACUCUGCAACUUCCUCUCUUAACUCUGUAGCUCUUGACAUGGAUGGCCUACAUAUUGUCAUUGGAAAGAACAAGCAGGUUUCUGUAAACGGUGGUCGGGUUCGCCUCCCUGCGGAGUUUGGUUCUUCUGUGUCUGUGUUUCAGUCGGGGCCCUACGCUCAGGUUAAUACAAACUUCGGUCUAAGGCUGCUAUUUGGAAACGCCAGGCUGUUCGUCCAGGUGGAUGAACGCAACAGAGGAGUGUUGUGCGGCCUGUGCGGGACCUACUCCGGAAGUCAGUUUGAUGACUUUCUGACACCGGACGGCAACACAGUAGCGAAUCCGCACGAGUUCGCCAGCAGCUGGAAUACCAACGAAAGCGACUGGACUUGCACUAAUGGCUCUCCAAACCCCCCUGAGUGUCAUCCAGACCUGGAGAAUGAUGCAUAUACAAAGUGCAGUGAACUGUUUGAAGAUGCUUUCAAAGAGUGCCACUGGUUUGUUCCACCACAGAUUUAUGUCAGCAGCUGUGUUUCUGAUUACUGUAUUUCCAAGGGUGACAAAGCUCAGCUCUGCACCUCUUUGGAGGACUAUGUGUCUGCUUGUGAAAUAGCUGAGGUCCUUCUGCCAGACUGGAGGAAUCACACCUUGUGUUUUGCUGAUCCACUGCCAACAGAUGACCCCAAACCAAGUCCAUCUUCAGCAAGUUGCCCAUGGAGCUGUAACUUUGAGCAGGAUGAAUGUGGGUGGGAACAACUUAUCCAAGACAGUUUUGAUUGGACCAGAUGGUCAGGGUCAACGCCAACAAACUUCACUGGGCCAGCCGGUGACCACACCACAGGAAGUGGCUAUUACAUGUAUAUAGAGGGGGAUAGUGUGGUUCAUGGCGACUCAGCCCGAAUAAUGACCCCCGUCUGCCACACAACUGGCAAGCAGUGUUUGAGCUUCUGGUUUCACAUGUAUGGCUUGGCAAAUGCUAUGUUACUCAACCUCUACAUAUUUGAGAACGGUCGUGUCUUCAAAAUAUGGUCUAGAACUAACAACCAGGGCAACAGUUGGUACCAAGGCCAGGUUGAAAUCCAACCACAACAGUCAUUCCAGAUCAUCAUUGAAGGCAUCAGGGGCUCAAAUCCUCGCUCAGAUGUGUCCAUAGAUGAUGUGUCCAUAAUGCAUGGUGCAUGUGUCCAAGAUUUGGACUCGACCACUCUUGCACCCCAUCCAUCUACUCCAAACUUACAUGACCCCCAUCCAAAUUGCAGAAUGAACUGUGAUUUUGAAAGAGACAUUUGCAGUUGGACUCAACCAGUGACUGAUGUUUUUGAUUGGACAAGACACAAAGGCUCCACCCCCACAUCAAUGACUGGUCCCUCCUCUGACCACACAACAGGAAGUGGGUUUUACAUGUACAUUGAGGGUGACAGUGCUGUCCAUGGCGACACGGCCCGUCUCCUCAGUGCAGAAUGUGCUGAUCCUCAACCUCAGUGUCUUCAGUUCUGGUAUCACAUGUAUGGCUCCAGCUGGACCAUGGGACUGAGUGUCUACCUGCUGCAAUAUGGCAAUGUGGCUAAAGAGGUGUGGAGAAUGAGAGAAGACCAAGGAAACAUGUGGCAUCUUGCACGGGUGGACCUGAGACCAGAUGUUAAGUUCCAGGUGAUCUUUGAGGGGCGUAGAGGAAGCUCAGCCCGGUCAGAUGUUGCCAUUGAUGAUGUCUCACUGCACAGAGGAGCCUGUAGCGAUUUACCAAACCAGGCAGCUCCAUCUUCAGUUCCAUUGCCACCAGCUGCAAUGAUGCCACAACCUGCACCCAUCCAAACUGCAGAAAUACCAAACACCUCAGCUUCUUGUAGCAUUGACUGUGAUUUUGAAAAAGACAUUUGUGCUUGGACUCAGCUGGCAACUGACGUUUUUGAUUGGACAAGAAAUGGAGGCUCCACCCCCACAUCAAUGACUGGUCCCUCCUCUGACCACACAACAGGAAGUGGGUUUUACAUGUACAUUGAGGGUGACAGUGCUGUCCAUGGCGACACGGCCCGUCUCCUCAGUGCAGAAUGUGCUGAUCCUCAACCUCAGUGUCUUCAGUUCUGGUAUCACAUGUAUGGCUCCAGCUGGACCAUGGGACUGAGUGUCUACCUGCUGCAAUAUGGCAAUGUGGCUAAAGAGGUGUGGAGAAUGAGAGAAGACCAAGGAAACAUGUGGCAUCUUGCACGGGUGGACCUGAGACCAGAUGUUAAGUUCCAGGUGAUCUUUGAGGGGCGUAGAGGAAGCUCUGCCCGGUCAGAUGUUGCCAUUGAUGACGUCUCACUGCACAGAGGAGCCUGUAGCGAUUUACCAAACCAGGCAGCUCCAUCUUCAGUUCCAUUGCCACCAGCUGCAAUGAUGCCACAACCUGCACCCAUCCAAACUGCAGAAAUACCAAACACCUCAGCUUCUUGUGGCAUCAGCUGUGAUUUUGAAAAAGACAUUUGCACUUGGACUCAGUUGGCGACUGACGUUUUUGAUUGGACAAGAAAUGGAGGCUCCACCCCCACAUCAAUGACUGGUCCCUCCUCUGACCACACAACAGGAAGUGGGUUUUACAUGUACAUUGAGGGUGACAGUGCCGUCCAUGGCGACACGGCCCGUCUCCUCAGUGCAGAAUGUGCUGAUCCUCAACCUCAGUGUCUUCAGUUCUGGUAUCACAUGUAUGGCUCCAGCUGGACCAUGGGACUGAGUGUCUACCUGCUGCAAUAUGGCAAUGUGGCUAAAGAGGUGUGGAGAAUGAGAGAAGACCAAGGAAACAUGUGGCAUCUUGCACGGGUGGACCUGAGACCAGAUGUUAAGUUCCAGGUGAUCUUUGAGGGGCGUAGAGGAAGCUCAGCCCGGUCAGAUGUUGCCAUUGAUGACGUCUCACUGCACAGAGGAGCCUGUAGCGAUUUACCAAACCAGGCAGCUCCAUCUUCAGUUCCAUUGCCACCAGCUGCAAUGAUGCCACAACCUGCACCCAUCCAAACUGCAGAAAUACCAAACACCUCAGCUUCUUGUGGCAUCAGCUGUGAUUUUGAAAAAGACAUUUGUGCUUGGACUCAGUUGGCGACUGACGUUUUUGAUUGGACAAGAAAUGGUGGCUCCACCCCCACAUCAAUGACUGGUCCCUCCUCUGACCACACAACAGGAAGUGGGUUUUACAUGUACAUUGAGGGUGACAGUGCCGUCCAUGGCGACACGGCCCGUCUCCUCAGUGCAGAAUGUGCUGAUCCUCAACCUCAGUGUCUUCAGUUCUGGUAUCACAUGUAUGGCUCCAGCUGGACCAUGGGACUGAGCGUCUACCUGCUGCAAUAUGGCAAUGUGGCUAAAGAGGUGUGGAGAAUGAGAGAAGACCAAGGAAACAUGUGGCAUCUUGCACGGGUGGACCUGAGACCAGAUGUUAAGUUCCAGGUGAUCUUUGAGGGGCGUAGAGGAAGCUCAGCCCGGUCAGAUGUUGCCAUUGAUGAUGUCUCACUGCACAGAGGAGCCUGUAGCGAUUUACCAAACCAGGCAGCUCCAUCUUCAGUUCCAUUGCCACCAGCUGCAAUAAUGCCACAACCUGCACCCAUCCAAACUGCAGAAAUACCAAACACCUCAGCUUCUUGUAGCAUCGACUGUGAUUUUGAAAAACACAUUUGUGCUUGGACUCAGCUGGCAACUGACGUUUUUGAUUGGACAAGAAAUGGAGGCUCCACCCCCACAUCAAUGACUGGUCCCUCCUCUGACCACACAACAGGAAGUGGGUUUUACAUGUACAUUGAGGGUGACAGUGCCGUCCAUGGCGACACGGCCCGUCUCCUCAGUGCAGAAUGUGCUGAUCCUCAACCUCAGUGUCUUCAGUUCUGGUAUCACAUGUAUGGCUCCAGCUGGACCAUGGGACUGAGUGUCUACCUGCUGCAAUAUGGCAAUGUGGCUAAAGAGGUGUGGAGAAUGAGAGAAGACCAAGGAAACAUGUGGCAUCUUGCAUGGGUGGACCUGAGACCAGAUGUUAAGUUCCAGGUGAUCUUUGAGGGGCGUAGAGGAAGCUCAGCCCGGUCAGAUGUUGCCAUUGAUGAUGUCUCACUGCACAGAGGAGCCUGUAGCGAUUUACCAAACCAGGCAGCUCCAUCUUCAGUUUCAUUGCCACCAGCUGCAAUGAUGCCACAACCUGCACCCAUCCAAACUGCAGAAAUACCAAACACCUCAGCUUCUUGUGGCAUCAGCUGUGAUUUUGAAAAAGACAUUUGCACUUGGACUCAGUUGGCGACUGACGUUUUUGAUUGGACAAGAAAUGGAGGCUACCCCACAUCAAUGACUGGUCCCUCCUCUGACCACACAACAGGAAGUGGGUUUUACAUGUACAUUGAGGGUGACAGUGCCGUCCAUGGCGACACGGCCCGUCUCCUCAGUGCAGAAUGUGCUGAUCCUCAACCUCAGUGUCUUCAGUUCUGGUAUCACAUGUAUGGCUCCAGCUGGACCAUGGGACUGAGUGUCUACCUGCUGCAAUAUGGCAAUGUGGCUAAAGAGGUGUGGAGAAUGAGAGAAGACCAAGGAAACAUGUGGCAUCUUGCACGGGUGGACCUGAGACCAGAUGUUAAGUUCCAGGUGAUCUUUGAGGGGCGUAGAGGAAGCUCAGCCCGGUCAGAUGUUGCCAUUGAUGACGUCUCACUGCACAGAGGAGCCUGUAGCGAUUUACCAAACCAGGCAGCUCCAUCUUCAGUUCCAUUGCCACCAGCUGCAAUGAUGCCACAACCUGCACCCAUCCAAACUGCAGAAAUACCAAACACCUCAGCUUCUUGUGGCAUCAGCUGUGAUUUUGAAAAAGACAUUUGCACUUGGACUCAGUUGGCGACUGACGUUUUUGAUUGGACAAGAAAUGGAGGCUCCACCCCCACAUCAAUGACUGGUCCCUCCUCUGACCACACAACAGGAAGUGGGUUUUACAUGUACAUUGAGGGUGACAGUGCCGUCCAUGGCGACACGGCCCGUCUCCUCAGUGCAGAAUGUGCUGAUCCUCAACCUCAGUGUCUUCAGUUCUGGUAUCACAUGUAUGGCUCCAGCUGGACCAUGGGACUGAGUGUCUACCUGCUGCAAUAUGGCAAUGUGGCUAAAGAGGUGUGGAGAAUGAGAGAAGACCAAGGAAACAUGUGGCAUCUUGCACGGGUGGACCUGAGACCAGAUGUUAAGUUCCAGGUGAUCUUUGAGGGGCGUAGAGGAAGCUCAGCCCGGUCAGAUGUUGCCAUUGAUGACGUCUCACUGCACAGAGGAGCCUGUAGCGAUUUACCAAACCAGGCAGCUCCAUCUUCAGUUCCAUUGCCACCAGCUGCAAUGAUGCCACAACCUGCACCCAUCCAAACUGCAGAAAUACCAAACACCUCAGCUUCUUGUGGCAUCAGCUGUGAUUUUGAAAAAGACAUUUGCACUUGGACUCAGUUGGCGACUGACGUUUUUGAUUGGACAAGAAAUGGAGGCUCCACCCCCACAUCAAUGACUGGUCCCUCCUCUGACCACACAACAGGAAGUGGGUUUUACAUGUACAUUGAGGGUGACAGUGCUGUCCAUGGCGACACGGCCCGUCUCCUCAGUGCAGAAUGUGCUGAUCCUCAACCUCAGUGUCUUCAGUUCUGGUAUCACAUGUAUGGCUCCAGCUGGACCAUGGGACUGAGUGUCUACCUGCUGCAAUAUGGCAAUGUGGCUAAAGAGGUGUGGAGAAUGAGAGAAGACCAAGGAAACAUGUGGCAUCUUGCACGGGUGGACCUGAGACCAGAUGUUAAGUUCCAGGUGAUCUUUGAGGGGCGUAGAGGAAGCUCAGCCCGGUCAGAUGUUGCCAUUGAUGAUGUCUCACUGCACAGAGGAGCCUGUAGCGAUUUACCAAACCAGGCAGCUCCAUCUUCAGUUCCAUUGCCACCAGCUGCAAUAAUGCCACAACCUGCACCCAUCCAAACUGCAGAAAUACCAAACACCUCAGCUUCUUGUAGCAUCGACUGUGAUUUUGAAAAAGACAUUUGUGCUUGGACUCAGCUGGCAACUGACGUUUUUGAUUGGACAAGAAAUGGAGGCUCCACCCCCACAUCAAUGACUGGUCCCUCCUCUGACCACACAACAGGAAGUGGGUUUUACAUGUACAUUGAGGGUGACAGUGCUGUCCAUGGCGACACGGCCCGUCUCCUCAGUGCAGAAUGUGCUGAUCCUCAACCUCAGUGUCUUCAGUUCUGGUAUCACAUGUAUGGCUCCAGCUGGACCAUGGGACUGAGUGUCUACCUGCUGCAAUAUGGCAAUGUGGCUAAAGAGGUGUGGAGAAUGAGAGAAGACCAAGGAAACAUGUGGCAUCUUGCACGGGUGGACCUGAGACCAGAUGUUAAGUUCCAGGUGAUCUUUGAGGGGCGUAGAGGAAGCUCAGCCCGGUCAGAUGUUGCCAUUGAUGACGUCUCACUGCACAGAGGAGCCUGUAGCGAGAUCACUCUCUUGGAGACGCAUGGAAAUUAUGACAGCAUAAGCGAAAAUAUCAUGGAUGAGGAGGUGGCUAAGAAAGAAAGCUGGAAAGCAACAUAUGACAAAAUCACAGCAAGAAGAAGGCGGUCACUACUGUUUAGGGAACGUUCUCGGGCUUGAGCUGGAACACUACGAGGCAAACCAUUAGCUGAAAGCACCUGUCAUCUGUCAAUAUGAACCCACUCAACAUCAAAGCUCAAGAGCUACUCAGACCAGUUUUAGCAAGGUCAUUUGAGGUGUUGUUUUUCUAGGAAAUAUCUUUUACAUCGUUAUUUCAUAUUAUGAUUUACAAAAAAGAUGCGUUUUCCCCUAAAAUCACUGUGAUUUUUUUUUUCUUCCUCAAGUUUACGUCUCCUAGCAGAGUAACCACUUUACAUUGAUCAUGAGAAUGUUACACAAAUAUUUAAACAUCCAUAUAACGCCUGAAUACUUAUUUUAAUUUUCAACAAUUAAUCUGUUUUAUCAUUUAUAAAACUAGCUAAAUUCUUGUUGCUGAAUGUUUUAUGUGCAUGCAUGUUAUCUGUAAGUCUGUGUUUUUGUCUUUCAUUUAAUAAACAUUAAUUUCAUUG
Carassius auratus (goldfish) is the source of this 8852-nucleotide messenger RNA. RefSeq names its product MAM and LDL-receptor class A domain-containing protein 1-like. Gene Ontology annotation, cellular component: membrane. NCBI's taxonomy places the organism in Eukaryota, Metazoa, Chordata, Actinopteri, Cypriniformes, Cyprinidae. The record is from RefSeq and is a predicted model, not a curated record.